Styela clava is the source of this 5348-nucleotide messenger RNA. RefSeq names its product DNA (cytosine-5)-methyltransferase 1-like. Gene Ontology annotation, molecular function: DNA (cytosine-5-)-methyltransferase activity; DNA binding; chromatin binding. NCBI's taxonomy places the organism in Eukaryota, Metazoa, Chordata, Ascidiacea, Stolidobranchia, Styelidae. The record is from RefSeq and is a predicted model, not a curated record. Gene Ontology annotation, biological process: DNA methylation-dependent constitutive heterochromatin formation; negative regulation of gene expression via chromosomal CpG island methylation. Gene Ontology annotation, cellular component: nucleus.
CUGAUACACUCUUAGUUUUACAGUUUAGGCCUUAUUGUGUUAUUGCACUCAGUAUUAGAAUUUUGAAAAAUGCUGAAAAGUCCAACCCAAAAUGAUGAGAAAAAACACAAAAAGGCUUGUAUUCAACCUACCAUUGCUGAUAUGUUCAAGAGGAAAGAAAAACGAAAAGCAUCUGAAGAAGAUAAAGAAAAUGGUCCAAAUGAUAAUUCAUUCAACGAUGAGGUCGUAAAUAACACCUCAGAUAUGAAACGACUGAAGACAAGUAUUGAAAAUAAUGUAAUAUGUGAGAAUGGAACUACUGAAUUGAAAUCACACAAAGAAACAGAAUUACAAAAAGACAAAAUCGUUGGGGAAAUUUUGCAAAAAAAGACACCAAAUACAAUGAAAUGUAAAUAUUGCAGACAACUACUUGACGAAGUUGAAAUGUUUGAAGGUGACACACCUGAUGCGAGUGAAGAAUUCAUUGCUCUCACUCACGAAUCAUUGGCACUGUUUGUGGGCAAUGAAGAGACUGGCCGUCCUCAGCACAAGAUCACUAAUUUCAGUGUUUAUGACAAGAAUACACAUUUGUGUCCGUUUGAUGCUGGUUUGAUUGAGAAAAAUGUUGAGCUAUUUUUCAGUGGUGUUAUCAAACCUGUAUAUAUUGAAGAUGCAGGUGUUGAAAAUGGAGUGCUUGGAACCAGGUUGGGACCGAUCAAUGAGUGGUGGACUGCAGGUUUUGAUGGUGGUGAAGCAGCUCUCGUUGGAUUUUCAACUGCAUUUGCUGAUUAUUAUUUGAUGGAGGCUAGUGCUUCUUAUUCUAAGCUAUGGAAUAGCAUGCAAGAGAAAAUUUAUAUGAGUAAAAUCGUUAUUGAGUUCCUUACUGAUACAAUUGAGGCAGUGUAUGAGGAUUUAGUAAAUCGUAUCCAGACUUGUGUUCCACCUGCCAACUUAAAUAUCACACAUUUUACAGAGGACAGUCUCCUACGCCAUGCACAAUUUGUUGUUGAACAAGUAGAUUCUUUUGAUGGAUCCAGGGAAGAAGAUGAAGAUUCAUUACUAUCUCAUCCAUGCAUGCGUGACCUUGUCCAUCUAGCUGGUGUUACCCUGGGUAAACGUAAAGCAGUACGAAAGCGUAUUAUCAAAGACAAAAAGGCUGUAAAAGCUUCAUCAACAAAAGCUACAACAACGCCUCUUGUGGCCUUCAUGACAGAGUCGUUUUUUCAAGGAACAGUUGAGACAAAAGUCAGUGCACCACGACGAAAACGAUGUGGUGCUUGUGAACGAUGCUUAUUGCCAGAUUGUGGAAAUUGUAAUGCUUGUAAAGAUAUGGUGAAAUUUGGUGGAAAGGGAAUCGCCAAACAAUCUUGUGUGGAAAGAAAAUGUCAAGAAAUGAUAUAUGAUGUAGACAAGGGUUCAGAAACUGAAGAAGAAAAAGAUGUAAUUGUUGAAAAAUUACCAAAAAGUCCGAAAUCGAAGGGUCUACGAAAAUCAAAAAAUCUUCACAAGUGGGUUGGUGAUCCCUAUGUCCCAUUUGGGACUGAAACUUCCAAUAAAAUAUAUUAUGGCACUGCCAAAAUUAAUGAAGAUGAAAUAACUCUUGGUGAUUGUGUCUCUGUACUUCCUCAGGAUCAAAGUAAACAUCUUUUCAUUGGUAAGAUUAUUCAAAUGUGGGAGGAACCUGACAAAACAAAAAUGAUUCAUAUUGAUUGGUACAUUCGUGCUACCGAAUCAAUUCUAGGCGAGGUUGCAGAUAAAGGAGAAUUAUUUUUAAUUGAUGAUUGUGAAGACACAAAACUUGAGUUUGUGAAUAGUAAGGUAAAUGUUGAAAUGAAAAGCACUCCUGAGAAUUGGUUUACGCUUGGAGGUGAAAUUCCUGAAAAACAUAACUGCGAUGGAAUCAGUGAUUUCUUCUGUCAGAAAUUGUAUGAUUCUGAUAUUGCUCGAUUUGAGGACCCCCCGGUCUCUUCAUGCAAAGAGGGGGAAUGUGAAUCAUGUGCCAGACUCAAUGCUAAAGAUGAAGCUGGUGUUCCAAAAGCAAUUGAUGAAAUAGAACGGACCGAAAAGAAAGUUGUUUACAAUAAAGUACAAUAUGAUGGAGUGAGCUAUACUGUUGGUGAUUCUGUAUAUCUUCCAGUGGAGGCAUAUGAAUUCGAUUUCGUUCAGCCAAACAAUAAUGAAGAAAAGCCAAAAAAAAACAAGAAAAUAGACUUUGAAAAAUACCCUGAAUAUUAUCGCAAAUCUACAAAACACAUCAAGGGGAGUAAUGAAAACGUCCCUGAGCCUUUUCGGGUUGCAAGAAUAGUAUCAAUAUUUUCUAAUAUGAAGACAAAUGGCAAUCCAAGUGAUCAAGUCAAAAUUCAAGUUAGAAAGUUUUAUCGGUCUGAAAACACACAUAAAGGUAUCAGCGGUAGCUACUCUGCUGAUUUAAAUCUUCUCUUCUGGUCUAGUGAAAAGACUAUCGUGAACUUCACAGAAGUUCAAGGUAAAUGUAGAGUUGAACAUGAGUUAGACCUGAAAUCAAGUAUCGUAGAAUACACAGCUGGUGGUUCUGACAGAUUUUAUUUCAGUGAAUCAUAUGAUGCAGAUGACAAGUCAUUUGAUGAUCCACCACUGUCUGCAAGACGCAUUGGACAAUCAACAGGAAAGAAAACAAAUGUUAAAGUUCAUGCUAAAAAGAUUAAAGUUACUAAUGAAAAAGAGAAGAUUGAUGAUGAAUGUGAAUCGAAACACAGUUUUAAAAAAUUGCGUGCAUUGGAUGUAUUUGCUGGUUGUGGUGGCCUCUCGGAAGGUUUUCACCAAGCAGGUAUUGCAGAAUCUUGCUAUGCUGUUGAGCUUUGGGAUCCAGCUGCUCAGGCAUAUCGUUUGAAUAAUCCCGGUGCUACUGUUUUUACAGAAGAUUGUAAUGUCCUUCUUCGACGUAUCAUGGAUGGGGAAGAAAAAAAUUCAUGCGGGCAAACUCUUCCACGAAAAGGGGAUGUGGAACUUUUGUGUGGUGGUCCACCUUGUCAAGGAUUCAGUGGAAUGAAUAGGUUCAACUCAAGAGAAUAUUCUCGUUUCAAGAAUUCUCUAGUCGUAUCUUACUUGUCGUACUGUGAUUAUCUUCGCCCAAAGUUUUUCUUGCUUGAAAAUGUGCGCAAUUUUGUUUCUUUUAAAAAUUGUAUGGUGUUAAAAUUGACUCUGGCUUGUCUAGUGAGAAUGGGUUAUCAAUGCACGUUCGGAGUGUUGCAAGCUGGUCACUAUGGUGUUGCUCAGACAAGACGACGAGCAAUCAUUCUUGCUGCAGCACCAGGAGAAAAACUACCUCUGUAUCCUGAGCCUCUACAUGGAUUUUCGCUGAAAAGUGGAUCUUUGACUGCACAGGUUGAUGAUAAACGUUACAUGAAUAACAUCACACGUCUUAGCUCUGCACCUUUUCGAACUAUCACAGUACGAGAUGCGAUGUCUGAUUUGCCGAAAAUUCCAAACGGAUACUCUAAAUUGGAAAGGCAGUAUGAUUCGGAACCAUUGAGUGACUUUCAACGAAAAAUUCGUGGCACAAGCUACCAGCCUAUUCUACGGGAUCAUAUAUGUAAAGAGAUGAGUCCACUUGUCGCAGCUAGAAUGUCUUAUAUUCCUCAUGCACCUGGUUCAGAUUGGAGAGAUCUUCCAAACAUAACUGUAAAAUUCGCAGAUGGAACCACCUCCAAGUUAUUAAGAUACACUCAUAAUGAUAAGAAGCAAGGCAAAGGCCCAAAUGGUGCAUUAAGAGGUGUUUGUCAAUGUGCGACGGGACAGUCCUGUGAUCCCAUGGAUCGUCAGUUCAAUACACUGAUACCUUGGUGUCUUCCCCACACUGGCAAUCGUCAUAACCAUUGGGCAGGUUUGUAUGGUCGUCUUGACUGGGAUGGAUUUUUCAGCACUACUGUUACUAACCCUGAACCUAUGGGUAAACAAGGGCGGGUUUUGCACCCUGAGCAACACCGCGUUGUCAGUGUUCGUGAAUGUGCUCGUUCUCAAGGGUUUCCUGACACAUAUCGAUUUUUUGGCACAGUCUUGGACAAGCAUAGAGAAGUGGGGAAUGCUGUCCCUCCUCCAAUGGCAAAGGCUAUCGGGUUGGAAAUCAAAAAAUGCCUCCAGUGGAAAGUGGAACAAGGAGUGAAAGUUAAACCAGAGCCAGAAAUAAAACAAGAAAAAAUUGAUAACAUAUAGACUUGAUUCUCUGUUAUGGACUUCGAUUUUGGCAACAUACCGUUGUAUCAUAUGUCAAGCUCAUUGAAUGCUAUUAAAAUUUCAGAAAAGAAUUAUAAGACUUUGUUAAUGUGUGUUGCUAUUGAUUUCCAAGUUGUUAACAACGGUAGAGCUGGAUAAAUUAAGUUAUAAUUCAAUGUCGCUACACUCCGGAACAAAUUUAGAUCAAACAUUUUCAUGUGUAUAUUUCAAAAUUCUGAAUGAUGAAUGAUAUCUAAUGUACUUUCAUCUUAAUAUGUAAUAUGCCAACUUAGUUUUUCAUUAUAUCAAUAUAUGAAAUUACAAUUGUGCACUCAUUUUUGAAUGUAUUUCAGAAAAAAUUUUGACUUGUGUUGUAUGUGGUACAGUUUAGGUUGUUCCAACUUUUUGGACGGACUUUUAUAUUAUAAUUUUCUAAGUCAUGUUCCUUGCACUCUUUUAUACAAGGAUUUUCUGCUCAAUUACACUGCCGAUAUUUCUUGUAAUACAAUUACUCAAUAUGUGCAGAUUUCAAUGUCUUAAUAUUUUGUAUAUGUUGUCAAGUGCAACUAAAUUUGAACUUCUGCAUGUGUAUUUUUCGAUAGUUUCACAAAGUGAAUCGUUCAUGAAGUAUAUAAUAAAUGUAAACUUAUAUUAUUUACACAAAAUGAAACAAACGUAUACAUUAACCUUUUGCAUAUGUAUUCAUUUGCAAUUCAAGUUGAUCUUUGUAUGUAUUCUGUCGGAUAAUGUGGUUUAUAUGUAAAGAAGACAUGACAACUUUGAUAGGAUCUGAAUCAUUUCAUUGAGAAACGAUCAUUAACUUUAAGGUGUUUGCUCUUGGUUAAUUUGUGCAAUAAAUUCAAGCCUCAUUUCAUAUCUUGAAUGCUGAAUGAGUGUGGAACCCUGGCUUUGGUUCCACCUUUCAUACACACACAUAUUUCCGAAAUUUCAAUGCAUUGAUUACAUAUUAUUUGAUUAAACUUGAUAUAAUUAAGUUUCCAUCUGGAUUGAGUAUCAUUGUUUACAAAUUGUUAAUUAUCACCUCGGCUCAUGCACUUGACUUGUAGAAUUUCAUAAGUAUCAAGUUUUGUAUAAAGUUUUGGUUCCCACCUUGUGUUUUUUUUUGUUUAAAUUGUUAACAGUUUGUCUAAAUAAACAUGUUUCAUACCAAUGCUUGA